Molecule: messenger RNA, 1425 nt
Organism: Peniophora sp. CBMAI 1063
Lineage: Eukaryota; Fungi; Basidiomycota; Agaricomycetes; Russulales; Peniophoraceae
Source: the annotation of a GenBank genome assembly
AUGCGCUCUGCUUCCCGCCUGUCGUUCUUCGUCGCUGCGGCCACCCUCGUCUCCGCCGGUCCCGUCCAGCCGCCCGCGCUCCAGCGCCGCGCGGUAGGGCCGACUGGACCCAACGUGACGAUCGUGCAGAUGUUCCAGUGGUCUUGGGACUCUAUCGCCUCUGAGUGCACCGACUUCCUCGGCCCCGCUGGGUACGGCUACGUGCAGACCAGCCCGCCGCAGGAGACUAUCACCGGUGGGCAGUGGUGGGUCGACUACCAGCCCGUCUCGUACACCAUCCAGAACAACCACGGCGACCGCACCUCGUUCAAGAACAUGGUCGAUACGUGCCACGCCGCGGGCGUCAAGGUCCUCGCUGACGCCGUCUUCAAUCACAUGUCGGGCAGCGACUCUGGCACGGGUACCGCGGGCACAUCGUACACGCACUACGUCUACAACGGGUUCUACGAGUCGCAGGACUUCCACUAUUGCGGGCUCGAGCCGGACAACAAUAUCGUGAACUAUGAUAACGCGGUUGAGGUGCAAACGUGCCAGCUUGAUGGCCUCGCUGACAUCGAUACGGGCGCUGAGUACCCUCGUAGCCGUCUUGCUGAGUACGGCAACGACCUGAUCAGCCUCGGUGUUGAUGGUUUCCGUCUUGACGCAGCAAAGCAUAUGUCUGUCGAUGACCUCUCCAACAUCGCCUCGCGCUUGAACGGCACGCCCUACCUUACGCAGGAGGUUAUCUACGGCGCUGGCGAGCCCAUCACUCCGGACAUGUAUGUCGGCAUCGGCAACGUCCAAGAGUUCCGGUACACAUCAGAACUCCAGAGCGCGUUCGGCGGCUCCGGCAUCUCAGCGCUCGAAGACCUCAGCUCCUUCGGCUGGAUCAGCGGCACAGACGCGAACGUCUUCGUCGCCAACCACGACACGGAGCGGAACGGCAACUCGCUCAACAGCAACUCGCCCAACAACGAAUACGUGCUGGCGACCAUCUUCUCGCUCGCGUAUCCCUACGGCACUCCCACUGUCCUUUCUAGCUACACGUACUCUACCACUGACGACGGUGCUCCGAAUGGCGGCACGGGUACUUGCUCUGGCACGGGCGGCGAAAACGGCUGGCUUUGCCAGCACCGUUGGACCGCUUUCACCGGCUUGGUUCAGUGGCGCAACGCCGUUGGCUCCGCCGCGCUGAACAACUGGGUCGCGCCGAGCUCGAACCAAAUCGCCUUUGGCCGCGGCGAGGUCGGAUUCGUCGCCAUCAACAACUCGGACGGCGAGUGGAGCACCUCGUUCACGACUUCGCUGCCCGACGGCUCGUACUGCGAUGUCGUCCACGAGUCCAACGCUAGCGGGUCUUGCACCGGCACGACCUACACCGUUUCCGGCGGCUCGUUCAGCGCGACGAUUGCCGCUCGCGACGCUCUCGCUUUGUACGCUGCCUAA